UUUUUAUUCUAAUUUGCAUUAUGCUACCUUUUAAGUAUUUAUUAUUAUUAUUUUUUUAUACGUCAUGCCUAAACUUACAUAAUCGUAAUCGAAAAAAUUGAUGUCCAGAAAUUUUGAAGUAUAAAUAUUUUCUUUAGGAAAUUAUAAGGCUAAGCUGAUUUAAAUCGAAUAAAAAUGAAAAGUGUCAUCUUCCUUCUCAGCUUCUUGUUCAGCUUAAGUGUAAGUUGGUCACAGUCUCCCACACCAACUCCUGCACCAUCUCCUCCGACACCAGCUGAAACAUCUUGGAAUGUAACUGAGGGAAAUAUAACAUGCAUUAAAGCAGAUUUUAAAAUAAGAUUUAAAAUAUCUGUUGGAAAUGAAACUAGAUAUUUAGUCCUACCUCCUACUGCUGACUCAAGCAGAAGCAGCUGUGAUGUUUCUAACGUAACUCAGAUCCUUUCAUUACGUAGUGAAAAUGAAUUCGACUUGGUUUUCACCUUUGAAAAAGACUCGGAGAAAACAUAUGUUAAAAAUGUGACUUUGGAACUUCUUUCACCUGAAGAGCCUGGAUCUUUCUAUAACGACUCAAAGUUGUUUUCAGUCCAAAAUGAUUAUUCUUACUGGUGCAAGAGUUUGACUUCAGUUCCCAUGCAAAAUGCAACUAUGGAAAUUUUUGAAAUGCACAUCCAAGCUUUUGGUGGUACGGGCAAGGACUUUGCUAUAGCUGAAAGAUGUCCUGCUGAUGACACCAUUAGUGAUAUUGUACCUAUUGUUGUAGCCUGUGCUCUUGCUGCUUUGAUUAUAGUUGUACUGAUUGCCUAUCUGAUUGGGCGUCGUCGAAGUCGUCAAAAGGGUUACAACUCAGUUUAAAGUUCAUUAAACUGAAGUAAAACGGACAAGCUACUAAAACUAAUAUACCAACCUCGUAGGUCUCAAUUAAAUUUUUUUUAAUCGUUUUCUUAUUCAGGUUCCUUUUGUGUAGAUUUCAAUUUAUCUGAAAUUUACCAAUCUACUAUCAUAUUAACCUCCUUUGAAUAUAUUUUUAGAAUUUUAUUGGAUAGUUUGUUACUUUUAACUUAUUAACAAGGUUUAAAUAUUUUUUGUAUGUUUUUAACGUGAGGAAUACCUUUUUAACAAAAAUUACUUAUAUAUUAAUCUGCAUAGAAUUGUAGUUUAUGAAUAUCAUGCAAAUCUAAAGAGCUUUUGCUGUAAAAAUUAAAGUGUUCUGUAUAUAACAUAGUUUUUGAACUCUGUAAGAUUAUCACAAAUUAGACUUAUGUGAUAUUGUAAAUAUCCUGGAAAUAAGUAUGUAUCAUUUAUUUUUAUAAUACUUAUCUGUAAAACUUGUUUAUUUGCUUCAAUAAAAAAAUUUCUUUUUUA
Parasteatoda tepidariorum (common house spider) is the source of this 1362-nucleotide messenger RNA. Its product is annotated as lysosome-associated membrane glycoprotein 1. Gene Ontology annotation, cellular component: late endosome membrane; plasma membrane; lysosomal membrane. Gene Ontology annotation, biological process: establishment of protein localization to organelle. The record is from RefSeq and is a predicted model, not a curated record. Lineage: Eukaryota; Metazoa; Arthropoda; Arachnida; Araneae; Theridiidae.